Aphidius gifuensis is the source of this 1571-nucleotide messenger RNA. RefSeq names its product aladin. Gene Ontology annotation, biological process: nucleocytoplasmic transport. The record is from RefSeq and is a predicted model, not a curated record. Gene Ontology annotation, molecular function: protein binding. Lineage: Eukaryota; Metazoa; Arthropoda; Insecta; Hymenoptera; Braconidae. The coding region runs from base 19 to 1509 and encodes 496 amino acids. Gene Ontology annotation, cellular component: nuclear pore. The transcript is spliced from 5 exons.
AAAUUUGUCAACAAAAAAAUGUUGCAAGUACAAUCAUUAAGUGAAUUUGAAAGUCCAGCCACAGGUGACAGAGCAACAGUUGCAUUAAUUAACAGUUGUCCAAUAUAUUGUGACAAAACUCAGCUUAAUAAUGAAACCCAACAAUUUACAAGUUAUAUUCGUGAUUGGAAGGAUAUUACAAUUACACUAGACAUGCUUGCAACACGUGAAACAUCACGUACAAUUGGUGCUGGUGAUUUAUUUUUACCAGUUGAAGAUAGUACAUUAAAAAAAUUAGUCAGUAUUUUACGUGAUAAAGGUGUUAUUGAAACACUCAGAGCAACAUCAAUGGAAGAACCAGAAAAUGUUGGAAAAGCAUUUCACUGGCUUGCUACAAAAAUAAUUACAACAAUGGAUUAUGUAGAAUCGAAAUUACUUGCUUGUGAAGGUUUAGUAUCAAUUGAUUCAAGCUCUGUUCCUGAUAUUGCUGCUACACAAGAUUGGAAAACAGCACUGGUACGUUGUUUAGCAUGGCAUCCACAUUGUUCACGUCUAGCUUUAGCAUCACGUGAUGAUAGAAUUAGAAUAUUUUCACCUGAAAUGAAAGGUAUUGCAACAUUAAGACAUGCUGCACAAAAAUCAGUAUGUUCAAUGAGUUGGCGACCAAAUGCUGGACGUGAAUUAGCAGCAGCAUGUUGGUGUGGUGUAUUAAUAUGGACAAUUGAACUUGGUGCUGCUAGUAAUUCACUUAGUCAUGCUGUAUUAUUAAGACAAAGAAAUCAUGCACCAGUAACAAGUGUAUCAUGGAAUCCACAAGGUAAUUUAUUAGUAUCAUGUUCACCAAAUGAUUCAAGUAUGAUUGUUUGGGAUGUUGCUAGUGAAACUGGUGUACCAUUAAAACGUAUUGGUGGUGGUGGUAUAUGUUUUUCAAAAUGGUCACUUAAUGGUGAUAAAUUAUUUGCUGCUUCAUGUCGAACAGUUUUCAGGCUAUGGGAUACUGGUAUUGGUAAUUCUUGGUCAGCUGAAAAAUGGUCUGUACCAAAUGGACGUGUUGCUGCUGCUUGUUUUGGACCAAAAACACUACUUUUUACAUCAACUGAUGAUUCAGCAUCAUUGUUUUCAGUUGCACUUAAAGAUAAUAUAUUUAAUAUUAAACAAAAAAUUUCAUCUGAUGAUUUUAAAACAGCUGUACCAUUAAUUAAUUUAUCACGAGUUUCAUUUACUAAUAAUAAUGAUGAUGAUGAAGUUAUUGUUGGUGGUAGAGUAUUGUCUAUGGAUUGGGAUCCAUCUGGUUCAUAUCUAGCAAUUUUAUUUCAAGAAAGCCCACUAGUUGCAAUAUUCAAAACAAUUGUAACAAGUUCAUUUCUUACUGAAUUAAUUCCAGGAUGUUUGGUCAAAGGUUUUCCAAAAGAAAUACCAAAUUGUCUACAAUUUCAUCAAUCUAUAGAUUCAAAUAAAAUGAUUGCUUGUUUAACGAUUGCAUGGAGCAGUGGGCGUAUCCAACAAUUUCCAAUUGUUGAAAAUAUCUAAAUAUUUUCAAAGGUUUUUGUUUUUUAUAUUAAAAAAAGUAAUAAAUAUUUUCAUCGCAUCAA